UAUACAUAAAGCAUAAGAAACGAGGAUUUCCUUAAACGUGUGAAAUGAAAAAAUCCAGGCCAAGACUCCGAAACACAAGCAAGCUGGUUCGCGCUUUAACAUCAUGAAUGCACAUGCAGGCGCCAUGCCAACAUCAGCUGAAGAGCUGGCACAAAAGCAUCAAAAGCUUCUUCAAGAAUACUCUCGGCUAAAGGCUCAGCAUACUGUUUUGAAAAAAGGACUUAUUAAGGAACAAUCGACUACAGCCUCAUUGCAAGGAAACGUCAAAGAGAAAGAAAAGGAAUUGCGAAAGCUACAAGAACAACUGGACCUUUUGGCAUUUCAUAAUGAGCGAUUAACAAAGCGUAUCGAAUCCGUGCAAGAAGGUGAUCAGAAAGGAUCACAUUUCUCACUUCUUGGCGGUGCUGUCAAGAAAGAGUUGGAGAAAAGUACACAAGCGCUGGAUGCAGCAAAUAUUGAUUUAGCGAAAAAGAUUGAAGAAAAUGAGCGCUUGCACGAAGAGCUAUCCGAGAAUCGUCAUAUUUAUACCGAGCACGUCAAUGGCUUGCACUUACAAAUAGCCAAUUUUGAAAAGCGUAUUGAAGAAUUGCAGGUCGAAAUAUCCACGAUGCAAAAGGACCGGCGUGACCAGGCUGCAGGAUUGAAGCAAGAAAAAACUGCGCUUCAGACGGAGCUUACUAACCUGAAAAAUGAACUAGCCGAGAAGACAAAACUUUUAAAUGAUCAAGAAAGCAAUAUCAAGGAGGAUGAUGCAGAAUUGCGGUCAGAAAUUGAGAGUCUGCGCGCCAUCUUGUUAGCUAAACUGGGGGAUAUAGAAGGACGAGAAGAAGCUGAACCGCCGAGUUUAUUCCAAGCUGUUCCAGCCUGUGAAGCAUUACGUGUUUUGGAAGAACAGGCGAAAAACUAUAUCUACGCGUUACGGGAACAAACAUCUCUCAAGGGGCUACCCCAUGAGAUUGCUGCUAAAAUAAAGACAUCCAGUGAAACCUGGUCUGAACAAACUAAGGCACUGGCAAAGCGCGUUGAAGAAUCAGAAGCACGAACAAAGGAACUUUUGGAAUCAAAGCAACACGGAGAUAGCAAAUCAGCAGAGCAAAUGGCAGCAUUGGAAAAGACAAUAGAGCAGCUUCGGGUAGAAUUAAAAGAGCAAAAUGAUAAUGAACGGAUAGCCCACCUGGAACAAGAAAAUGCACGUCUGGAAGAGCAAAUUCAGAAACAAGUAAACGAUCUAAAGUCAGCACAAGAAGAACUGGAUGCAGCUCGAUCUACCAAUGAACGUCUCGAUAAAGAAGCCAAAGAGGCCAUGGCGGCAGCAGAAGCAGCAAAAGAGGCAGCCACAGCGGCUACCGCAGCAUCGUCAAAAACAACUGAUGAUAAAGAAACACAAGCCAAUUUAUCACCAAAACCCGAUACCAAGCAACUACCAGAAGGACAAGAUGAGGAAGAAGAAAGUUUUGUAUACCAAUCAACAUCAAAAGCACAAGACGAGCAAAAUCCAUCUACACAACAAAAUGAGGAUGACGAAGACGAAGAAGACGAUGAAGUGUUUGUUUAUCGAGGCCAGGAUGCACCAGAAGAUUCAAGUUCUCCUGUGGAUGGUACUGCAGAACAAGAACUACCUAUCAAAGAAUCGACGGCGUCAAAUGGCGAAGCAAGCCAUGAGGAGCAGCAACAACAACAACAACAACAACAAACAAACGGCAUUGCCAAAACCGAGUCCCCAGAAUGCAGGGCACGAGAAGUUGAGCUAGCAGCAUCUUAUGAGAGCCAAAUACGACAGCUAACGGACAAAUUACAACUUGCCGACAGUAAAGCCGUACGAUUUUCGAAAAUGGUGGAUACACUGAAGGAUCGAUUAGAUGCCGAAGUUGAGGAAAAGCAUGGCCUAAUAGGCGAGACCGAACGACUGGCCAAAGAGUUGAACAAGACACAGGAAUUAUUGGAUACCACUGAAAAGAACUACCAAGAACAACUUCGAGAUAUGACUGAGCAGUACAUUGCUCAAAUUCAACAAGCACAACGAUAAAUUAUUAUAUUUUAUUAU
This is a messenger RNA of Zychaea mexicana, 2044 nucleotides long. RefSeq lists its product as uncharacterized. The record is from RefSeq and is a predicted model, not a curated record. The coding region runs from base 104 to 2026 and encodes 640 amino acids. The transcript is spliced from 14 exons. NCBI's taxonomy places the organism in Eukaryota, Fungi, Mucoromycota, Mucoromycetes, Mucorales, Lichtheimiaceae. Gene Ontology annotation, cellular component: early endosome; membrane.